Molecule: messenger RNA, 2613 nt
Organism: Cadophora gregata
Lineage: Eukaryota; Fungi; Ascomycota; Leotiomycetes; Helotiales; Ploettnerulaceae
Gene: BFR2
Product: rRNA-processing protein bfr2
Exons: 3
Coding region: 1-1716 (571 amino acids)
Biological process (GO): maturation of SSU-rRNA from tricistronic rRNA transcript (SSU-rRNA, 5.8S rRNA, LSU-rRNA)
Cellular component (GO): nucleus; nucleolus
Source: RefSeq, a predicted model, not a curated record
AUGGGAAAAGCAAAGACUUUCGCUCAGCAAAUUGCUGAGCUAGAUUCUCCAACAGCGAAAGAUUUCGAUCCCGAGGAAGAGGUCGAAGUCCAAAGCACCGAUGACAGUGGAUCUGAGGAGAGUGAGGAUGAUUUAGCAGGCACUGAGCACUAUGUCAAAGUCGGAAAGAGUAAACUACGCAAGCCAGAAGAAGUGCCUCUUGGACCAGAAUACUCUGGAUCUAGAAUCAGCCGGGAGGAUUUACUCAAUGACGACGAUGACGACGAAGAUGCGGCCUCCGAUUCCGAUUCGGACGAAGAGAGGAACAAGGAGGUUCGUUUCGCAGAUCCGGAAGACUCUGACUUGGAAUUGGAUGUGGAUGAGGAGGGAGAUAUCGAUAGCGACGCUGCGUUUGGAGAAAGCGACGAGGAAAAGUUCAAGGACUUUACGUUCCGAGGGAGCGGGAAGCCGAGGGAAGCGUCUGGGCGUAAAAAGAGACCGACAGCAUCUGACUUCAUGUCUGAGAGCGAAGGAGACGAUGAUGGAGCUAGGCUAAAUAGAGACAACUCGGACGAGCCAGAGACCGAUGAAGAUGUGUUGGACAUUUCUAAGCAGCACCAAGAAGAAUCAGAUGAGGAUGGAAGCUCAGAUAGCCAGCAAGACUCUGAAGAUAAUGCCGAUGAUGACGAAGAAUCGGAGUCCGACGAGGAUACGGAAGGCGAAGAUGGCGAAGAUGAUGACGAGGAUGAGCAACGCGCUGAACUUCGCAAGAUCAUGGGCGAGGAACAACAGAGUGUGGUAGCGUCAAUUACUGAAGCAGCCAAAGCAGACGCAGCCAAGGGUAAUGCAGUCAAGGAGCAACGGAAAGCUUUUGACUCUCUUCUCAGUGUCAGAAUGGUUCUCCAAAAGGCGCUAAUUGCGACGAAUUCCAUGUCAGCGGUCGAGGAGAAGGAGACGGAAGACUCUGCAAAUGAGCCAUACGAAGGGGCAGAGGAAGCUGCCAUAAAAUUAUGGAACACACUUGACGGUCUUCGAAAUCAACUGUCCAAGGCAGGAGGUGCGAAAACAGGACAAAAACGAAAGCGUGGUAUCGAACGAUCAACGUCAUCGUCUGAUAUUUGGGAAAGGAUGCAGAGCUCAGAAGUCACCAUGAUCGAUACAAGACAGACUACGCUCGAGAAGUGGUCCUCCAAAGUCAGAGGCACGACCUCCCUACCCAUCUCGAGAAAGCUCAACCCAUCGGCACCGCAACAAUCUAUCACUUCAGUCCUGCAAGACCAACUCGCCAGCUCAGAGCAUCUCGUCCAAAAGACCAGAAUACCACGAGCAUGUGCCCCAGUACAGCGAGAUGCGAAGCUCACCGAAGACCCGAACAUCUACGAUGAUGGCAAUUUUUAUCAAAUGUUAUUGAAAGAGCUUGUUGAUCAGAGACGUGUGGAGUCAUUAACAGCCCCUGCAGCUGGAAAGGCGUUGCAGUGGACAGCUGUGAAGGAAGUCAAGACGAGGAAGAAUGUCGAUACAAAGGCUAGUAAGGGAAGAAAAAUGCGCUUCACUGUGCAUGAGAAACUGCAGAACUUUAUGGCACCAGAGGAUCGGACUUCGUGGAGACCAGAGGCUAUUGAUUUGUUCUUUGGGAAUCUGUUGGGUCAGAAGAUGAAUUUGGGCGAGGAUGAUGAGGAGGAUACUGAUAUGGAGGACGAGGUUGAUCCCAUGGAGGCGUUGGUUUUUGGGCAUUAGGCAACGUUGUAUAGUAAAAAUGAUGUAUAUACAUCCUGAGCUGCAUAAAUCAAUGUGCUGUCUGAGCUCUGUCGCUUACUUCGGUAACCAUUAUUGGUCCGUAAACAUCGCUUCAGGAAAGUAAAUAUCAACAUCAUUGAUCCAAAAGUCAAAAGUUACUUUAACAGUAAAUCCCUUUUAAUCCUCUGCGCUAGAUCAUCUCUCCCAUUCCCCCACUUCCCAAUAAAUUCUGCUCGCCCCUCAGUACUUCCCCAACACCGCAAUCUGCGGCGUCUUAAAAACACUCCAAUUAUCUGCCCGCUCCGGGCUACCAAAUGGUUUCAACGUCGCAAACCUCAUCGUAUAGUUCCCCACCUCGAUCUGACUUCCAUUUCCCAACUUCCCAAACCACCAAUACUCAUGGAAUGAUGCCGUAGUCUGUGCAUUUCGAUACACAUCCGUAACCGGAUACGUCCAAGUCUCGUUGGGGUCGUAGUAUCUACCGUCGAAGUAACUGAGUUGGCCAGCACCCACCCAACAGGUCGCUGGGCCGAUAUAUCCGUUCUUUCCAACGACAGGUGGGUAGACCCAGUCGCGCUCGGUCCAGGUUUUGUCGAAAAUGUCCCAGCGGACUUGUUUGGUGCCCCAUUUUAUUUUGCUGUAGAUUUUGGGGAAGUCUUGGGCGCCGAUGCUGAGGUUGAAAGUAUAUCUGAAUUCAGUUAGUGGUGUUGCUGAUUGACGAUGACGAUUGGAAUUUGGCGCGCUUACGAAGCUUUCUGCUUGAUAUCUAUGAAUGCCACGUUCGAUUUGGAAUAUGGGUAUGUCGUACGAUAGAUGGGAGUCAUCUCCUUUUUGAGGUCUGCCGCUAAUCCUACUGCUUGUUAGCUUGCCAUCGCUCUAUUUUCUGCUAAAUAUAUA